AUGGAUCCACCAACUCCCUUGCCUCUAGGGGGAGGUGUGCGCUGGCGGCUGCUGCAGCGUCUUGACCCUGCUGGUGCUCGCGAGCUGCAGCAAGACGAGAAAGAGCAGCAAAAGCAGCAGCAGAAGCAGCAGCAACAGCCUAGCCAACAUAGCGAUCCCUUUAGGCUGCUACCCGUCCCCACCACGACCACCACCACCACCAUUACCAGCAGCUACGGGGGUAGCAGCAGCAGCCGCAGCUAUGGGAGCAGCAGCAGCAGCUAUGGCGGCAGUAGCAGCAGCAGCAGCUAUGGCGGCAGUAGCAGUAGCAGCAGCUAUGGCGGCAGUAGCAGCAGCCGCAGCUAUGGCGGCAGUAGCAGCAGCAGCAGCUAUGGAGGCAGUAGCAGCAGCAGCAGCUAUGGCGUCAGCAGCAGCAGCAGCAGCUAUGGCGGCAGCACCAGCAGCAAAUUCAGUCCUAGCAGCUCAAGCUCCAGCAGCAGCAGCGUGUAUGGGAGCAGCACAUCAUCAUCACCAUGGUCAGCUGCAGGAGCAGCAGCACCAGCAGCAGCACCAGCAGCACCAGCAGCACCAGCAGCAACUGAAAGGGAUGCUACCAUACCUAUGGGUCCAUGGCGCUUCCAGAAGGAGACAGCAGCAGCAGUGCUGCAGCAAAUGUCUCUGCUGCAGCAAACAGGACUAGCAGGUCUCCUUAAUGAGGGUGUCUCCUCUAUAGAGACACUUUUGUCUUGUACGCAUGCAACUUGUUCCUUAUCUAAUUACUGUUCCUCUGCAGCAGCAGCAGCAGCAGCAGAUAAGGCACUUCAGACCCUUACACCUCCUCCUUAUUGGGGGGCCCCCAGUGGGGGGGCCCCCAUUGAGGGACAAGACCCUGCAGACCCUGUGCUGCUGCUGUUUAGGGGGUUUUGCUGCUGUGUCUCCGAGGGUUUAGAGGGGACACUUGAAUUAGGUGUCUCCUCUGCCCUUUUAUAUGAUAUACUUACGGAGGGGGGGAGGGCCCCUCCUUGUGCUGCUGACCCUCAAGGAGGAGGAGCAGCAGCAACAACAACAGGAGAAGCAGCAGCAGCAGCAGCAGCAAUGGAGACCAUUGGGGAAGUGCUGCCUGCUCUAGGCCCUAUAGAAGCAACUCGUCUUAUUUGUUGCGUAAGGAGACUUGCUGCAGCAGACAUGCAGCUGUUUACUGCUUGGCGUCUGCAGCAGCAGCAGCAAAUGCAGCAGCAGCAGCAGUUGCAGGGGGUGGAUCAUCUGCAGCAGCUGCAGCAACAGCAGCAGGAUGAGGAAGAGGACACAGCAACUGCAGGGAUAGAUGUCUCCUCUCUGCUUCCUGGUGAUGCUUCCUUGUCUGCUGCUGCUGCUGCAGCACGGAUUGCUGCUGCUGGUAUCCUUAAGAAGGAGACACCCCUAGAGGGCCUACUAAGGGACAUACCAGUAGAUGAGGAGACACCUCGUGCUGCAGCAAGGACAGUAUUAGCAGAACUGCAGCAAAACCUCACGUUGCUGCUGCAGCGAGGCAGCGUCAAGAAACCUGCACCGCCCAAGCCUCCCCCUGUACGUUGCCGUGUGCUGCCUCCUGCAAAGGACGGAAGACCUGCAACUGCUGCUGCUGCUGCUGCUGCAGAAUCUGCUGCUGCUUCUCCCCCUCCUGGGCUUACUUUGCCUCAGUGGGGGACGCAGCAGGAGCAGCAGCAGCAGCAGCAGCAAGAGGAGGAGCCCCUGCCAUGGCUACACCGUCUCUGUUGGGACAUUGCUGGUGGUCCUGCUGCCCAAGCAAAGGUGCAGCAGCAGCAGCAGCACCAGCCGCAACAGCAGCAGCAGCAGCAGCAGGAGCAGCCGGAAGUCCCUGAAGAGCUGGUGCCUGUUUGCAGGGACACCGCAGAGCUCAUGGCUGCUGUGUUAAGCACUCUUGCUGCUGCUCACGAGAACACAGAAGCAGCAGCUGCUGCAACAGAUUCAGCAACAGCAACGCCAGCAGCAGCAGCAGUCUCUGACAGUCUGCUGCAGCUGCUGGGCCCCUCGAGUGUUGCUGCUGUUCAUAAGAUUGCAGCAAGAGGGGCAGAAUUAGUUGAUGCAGCAGCAAGGCUCCAGGUCUCUAUAGAAAAUCAGCAGCAGCAGCAGCAGCAACAGCAGCAGCAGCAAAAGAGGAGAGGGCCCACCUUAAUUGGAGCUUCGGUUAAGUUUGCAUCUAGCAAAGGCCGUAAAGGCAACGGGGCCACAGGACAAUCAGGGGCCCCCCGUGGUUUAUUGGGGGCCCUUGUAGUUGCAGGGUUUCUUAGACCUCCUAAACCCCCUCAAUCCCCAAUAGAUGCUAUAGAUGCAGCCUGUCUCCUGUCUCCUCGUCGGGGUAUACGCAACUGUCUCCCCGAGGGUGCGCGUAUUAAAGAUACACCAGAGACCUUCGAGGUCUUUAUACCACCUCCUAAACCUGCUCCUGUGGAGACGAGUUCGUUGGUGCCGAUAUCCUCCUUACCUGCAUAUGCUCAAGUAGCAUUUGCUGGUGUAGAGACACUGAAUGCAAGACAAAGUGUUGUAUAUCCUGUUGCCUUUUUAUCUUCUUCUUCUUUUCUUGUUUGUGCCCCUACUGGUUGUGGUAAAACAAACAUAGCAUUAAUGGCAUUACUGCAGCAACUUAAUGAGCAUAGGCACCUAAAGGGUCAUAAAGGGCACCGAGACCGCCGCAGCAACACCAGCAGCAGCAGCAGCAGCAGCAGCAGCAGCAGUACCACCGCCGCGGCCGACACCACCAACGACAACAACAACAACAACAGCAGCAGCAGUGUGGUGGAUUGGUCUCCACCAUCAGGGACACACUUUAAGGCAGUAUAUAUAGCACCAUUAAAAUCCUUAGCAACAGAAAUAACAAUAAAAUUGUCUAAGGCAUUAAGUCCCUUAGGGGUAAUAGUAGAAGAAGUAACAGGAGAUAUAACAUUAGAUAGGAAGGCAAUAGAAAGGGGACAUAUUUUUGUUGCUGUACCUGAGAAAUUAGAUGUAUUAACACGUAAUGUAUUAGCUGUCUCCUCUACAGAUGGAGGAGGAGGAGGAGGAGACACUUUUGCCAGCAGCAGCAGCAGCAGCGGUAGUCUACUUGAUGUUAUUAAAUGUCUUAUUAUUGAUGAGGUACAUCUUCUUAAUGAGUCAAGGGGCCCCGUCAUUGAGGCCCUUGUUGCUCGUCUCCUUAGACACUCAGAAAGGAGACAGACACCUACAAGAUUUGUUGCUCUAUCUGCUACAUUACCCAACUGGUAA
Eimeria maxima is the source of this 3240-nucleotide messenger RNA. RefSeq lists its product as hypothetical. Gene Ontology annotation, molecular function: ATP binding; nucleic acid binding. The transcript has 6 exons. Bases 1 to 3240 code for a protein of 1079 amino acids. NCBI's taxonomy places the organism in Eukaryota, Apicomplexa, Conoidasida, Eucoccidiorida, Eimeriidae. The record is from RefSeq and is a predicted model, not a curated record.